AGACCGUGAGUGAGAUAGCGUGUCUUAGCAGGGAGAUAUAUCAAACUGUGUCUGUGCAUUUAAAUAGAUAAUUUGGAAUAAAUUUACCAAAAUUUUAAGGGUCUUCAGAAAAACAAUAUGGAAGACCAGAUUCAACAAGACCAAAGUGAAAAUAAAAACGUUUCCACGACACCUACUCUAACUGCAACUAACUCUCCAAUGAGCUCUUCCGACCACACGCCGCCAUCUACCGUUCAGACAAGUGUGGAGGAUAAUGAACGCGACGAUGAUGGUGAGCUGGCUGAAAGUACCGGAGGUAAUUCUGCGGCAUCUCCACUCUCAGAUACAAUCGUAAUUCCUAAUCAAGAUCUUAUAACAAGACGUAAAGAGUUGGCGCAAUUGCUUGCUCGUGGAUCUACUGAACCUACAAAAGAAGGAGACAAGUGGUAUUUAAUCCCUAGAGAUUUCCUUGAAGAUGUGAUGAAUCUCGCCGUAGAAACAUUCGACGAACUUCGUCUGGAAGUGGGCGCACUUGAUUUGUCUUCUAUUGUCGAUAGACAGGGCAAUUUGUACCCCGAGAAUGAUGAACCUGUUGAUACAUACAAUGUUCUGCCUCCUGUUUUUCAAUUGUUGGUAGACUGGUUUGAAGUUCGUGGUGAACCCGUUUCGCGUGCGAUUAUUGUGAACCCAGAAACAGGUCAUAAGGAAGUUGAACGAUUCCCUAGCUUUUUCCAAGUUCAUACAUUGACGAAAAAGGAUACCAACUAUGGUCAAAAUAUUUCUCACAGGCAUACAACGAACAGUAUCCCUCGUCAUGGAGUUCAUAUGUCAACUACGUCCACAUUCAAUGAUCUAUUCGAUGCAAUUCAAAGGAAGAUUUUACGGGCACCUCAAAAGCCCCGCCAGUUUCGUGUUUGGUUUAUCACUUCAGAAGAUAUUGAUCUUCUCCCAAACUCAAUAUCUCUCUCUACCUUUGUCAAUGACAUUCCCAAGAAACAGCUUGUUCUUCAAACCCGAUAUGGACAAAGACUUAAAGAUCAAGGUUUGACAUCACCAUUUUACCAUGUCCUUGUUGAGUCUCUGGCAUCGUCCUCAAUCCCUUAUACAUUUCCUACAGAUACAUAUUUUAAGUCCCUAGACUCGAAAACAUCUUCGAUUUCACAGUCAGCUGGUGGAAAUCUAGGACUUGCCAACUUAGGAAAUACAUGCUAUAUGAACUCGGCACUCCAAUGUUUAUUACAUAUACCUGAAGUUAACGAGUACUUCUUCUACAAAGUUUUUGAGUCAGAAUUAAACGAUUCUAACCCUUUGGGAUUCAAAGGUCAAAUUGCGAAAGUGUUUGGAGCCUUACUUCAUAAAUUAUUUUCUAGUCCUCUUGAUGGGUUGAAUAAUGGUCCAAGUACUACUCUGUCCAAUCCUUCUAAUCUUUCUGUUUCCCCGAGGGACUUCAAGUAUACCAUUGGUCAUUACUCGUCUCUUUUCCAAGGAUACCAACAACAAGAUUCUCAGGAAUUUCUCCUGUGGUUACUUGAUGCACUUCAUGAAGAUUUAAAUCGAAUCUAUGAUAAACCGUAUUGUGAAAAACCAGAAUUAACUGAUGCUGAAGUCGGAGAUCCAUUAUGUGUAGCUCGUCUUGCUCAAACAUGUUGGUCGCAGCAUAAACAUCGCAAUGAUUCCGUUAUUAUAGACUUGUUUACUGGAUUGUAUCAGUCUACUCUUGUAUGUCCUGAUUGUAACAAGUCGUCUAUUACGUUUGAUCCUUUUAAUGAUUUGACAUUACCACUCCCAGUGAAUAAGAAAUGGUAUCAUACAUUUACAGUUGUGGAUUUGGCUUCAGGUGGGAAGCUUCUGAAGUUUGAAGUUGAACUUAGUAAGACCUCUAAUUACGAUGAACUUAUUGCAUAUUUGAGCCUCCGUUUGGGGUUUGAUUCCUCGUCACUCUUUCUCUUUGAAAUUUUUAAUAAUUUCUUUUAUAAAGAUUUCCAAUCAAGCUACGACAAGAUCAGAUUUUAUCCUAUUAGUGAAAUCAUAUCUGAGAAUGACGAAGUUGCUAUCUAUCACAUCCCACACAAUCCAGAGACAGAUGUGAUAGUUCCUGUAAUUCACCUGGUAAUGGAUUCGGAUAAGUCAUAUAAUGUCGCUCGAUCCUUUGGAGUGCCACUCUUUGUUGUAUUGAAAGAGAAUGAUAUGAAAUGUUUUGAGACAAUAAAAGAUAAAUUAAUAGAAAGCACAAAGAUAUUGAAAAGUGGUGAAUCAGUGGAAAUUGACCAGAGGGAACUGGAAAUGCAAGAUGUGGCUAACAUUGAAACAUCUGAAGUGCCAGAGCCUUCUGCGGUUCCAGAAAGUACUGAAAUUCUUGAUGUUCCCAUGGACGAUGGUGAUCUAUUUUCAAUCAAAUAUUAUGCCGAAAGAAAAUCUGUCCUCUCGAGACCAACAUCGCGCCUCAUUCAUAUCCCCCAUAACCGUGCCAAUUUGAACAACCUUCCUAAUUUGACGGAUUUGUUUCCUCGGAUAGUGGCUUCGGAACAAACUCAACAAGAUUUGGAACAGGAUGAAUUCAUCGUUGUGGAAAAUAGAUUUCCAGGGACCCCACAACCACUGCUGCUGCUUCUGGACGAAGAUACAGAAUGCGAAGAAAACUUGGGACUGUUGUUUGACUCUGUUCAUGAACUCCCAGUCACAACAGAUGUACCAAACACUUCGGCCUCAUCAACAGGUGAAAUAGGUGAUAAAAUGACUCUUGUUUGUCAGUGGGAUCAUGACUCGUACGUCCGUGAAUUUGGAGAUGAUGAUGCAGAGCAUAGUUGGUCCCACCCGACAAUAAUUUCGAAUCCUGAGGUUGAAGAGAGUAAGAGGAAGCUCAAGGCAGAACAAAACUCCACUGUAUCAUUAUAUGAUUGUUUGCGUGCUUUUAGUACACCAGAAGUUUUGGGUGACCAAGACUUAUGGUAUUGUCCAAAAUGUAAAGACCACAAACAAGCCACCAAAACCAUUCAAUUAUGGGCAACCGGUGAUAUCUUGACAAUUCAUUUAAAACGAUUCGAGAGUGCCCGUCUGUUUAGCGAUAAGAUAGAUAUGGUCGUUGACUUUCCUGUCAAUGAACCUCUUGAUAUGUCCGAGUUUGUUCAAGAUAAUGACCUGAAGUAUGAUUUGAUUGCCGUAGAUAACCACUACGGUGGACUUGGUGGUGGGCACUAUACCGCAUAUGCAAAGAAUUUCCGAGAUGAUGAAUGGUACUAUUUUAAUGACUCGCGUGUGACUAAAGUAGCAGACCCAACAGAAUGCGUUACUGGUGCAGCUUACCUUUUGUUUUAUAGAAAACGAGGUACUGAUUUAGGGGGAGAUAAGCUCCAACUGCUUAUUGAUGCUGGACGUGAAUCAUUUGCGCAAGAAGUGGAACAAGUCAAGGAAAAUAUAUUGAAAUUGAAGGAACAGAUUGAUAUCUACCGCUUUAAUGAACAUGAUUUGGAAGAAGCAAAAAGAAAACUUAUAGAGAGUGAGAACACCGGUGAAGGUGAGGAUUCUGCAGUGGUUGACGACGAGGAGUCUGCAGUGACUAAAGACGAUACUGGAAGUAUUCCAGGUCCAUCUUCCUCGUCUUCGUCCAGCAGCGGGUCCACCAAGAAAUCUAGAUCUUCCAUUGACCCAAGUGAGUUACGCAAUGAAGAUAUCAAUAGUGCCUUACACCGCAAGCAACGACUUAUUACCCGGGAUAAUCGACCUGUGGGUAUCCGCCCAUCUAAUUCGACAGUUGAGAGUGUAUUGAACUCUCCACUUGGUUCAAGCGAUGAAAAUUCCUCGAGCGAUGUGCCCAGCAAUUCUAUCCAAAGUGAGCCUGUUCCGUUGGAGGAUGAGGUUCCCGGUGAAAAUCAAUCACAUCCAAUCGAGUGAAAAUCUGGUAGAUGUAAUUACUACACCCCGUGCCAUUUGUUCUCCGUACCAAGAUCUUUUCUUCACUUGUUUUCCUAGAUAUGGAGCUAAUAUAGAUUAUAAUACUACUAGAACUUUAUAUGCAUUAAUACGUAAACCUAC
[Candida] anglica is the source of this 4011-nucleotide messenger RNA. The record is from the annotation of a GenBank genome assembly. NCBI's taxonomy places the organism in Eukaryota, Fungi, Ascomycota, Pichiomycetes, Serinales, Debaryomycetaceae.